Caenorhabditis auriculariae is the source of this 6483-nucleotide messenger RNA. The record is from the annotation of a GenBank genome assembly. NCBI's taxonomy places the organism in Eukaryota, Metazoa, Nematoda, Chromadorea, Rhabditida, Rhabditidae.
AUGGCACGACAAGGUCUUCUGCUCUUGGCCUUCGUUGCCGUUGUUUCCUGCAUCCCUACUGACGAGUUAGUUUGACUUUGCUCGAUAAAUAGUUUCUUGGUUUGAACUCUGUUCAUAUUUCCAUUUUAGCAAGUCAACAAAUUCAUUAUAUCUAGAAAUCCAGAUAUUUUGAGAAUUGUCAGAAACUAGUGAAAAACCUGGAAGGCUUAUCCUAGGCAAGUUCUGGAUUCUGAGGGCAAGUACUCAAUGAAUCAAAGCUUUUCCCGGCAAAGUUCUCAAAAUAUCGAAGCACAAAUACAAUACCCUAAUUUCUCAGUUCUUAGGAAAAUAAAAAAAAUCAAUUAUUUUGAAAUGAAAAAAAAAACUACAGUCCUCACUGCUACGGCUUGGGAUGCGAAUCGAAGGAAGCUCUUCUGGAAAUCAUCAGCAAGCUCCAACAGGAGAAACACGCCGAAUACCAUGCUCCGCGGAAAAAUCCCGCUUUCAAAAGAGCGGCAACUGUGAAAAAAUUCCUCAACAAGAUCGGCAGCGAUUCCGCUGUGUCAGCGACUGCGGACUGCAACAUCUGCAGCGAUCCUACAAAGUGCAUCAACGGUGGAACAUGUGUGCCUGACCCCAAGGAUCCUUUCGGCUCAUACCAGUUAGUUUUCGCUAUUUCGAAACCCGUCGUUCUAAAACUUUGUUGCUCAAUAGUUUGAAAAAUGUCUGAAGUUAUUCGGUUGUUCCUUACGUCUUCCCACUUCAGACAGAAUUAUUAUCAUACGAGUUUCUUCAAAAUUACUUAUUUAGAUGAGUUUUUAUCAAUGUUUAUCUAAAAGUGUACGGCUCCGUGUUUGCAAUUAGAGUCCAGAUAGAAGAUAUUAUUCAUAUAUUCAAAUAGUUUUUUUAAAGUUUUGUAUACGUUUUCUGACUUUUUUAAUUAGGGAUUUAAAGGAGUUUCUCCGGCGUUUUCCAAGACACCCAACUUAUCAAAGUAUUCGAAUACCUCUGAAACCGCAUAUUCUUACGGCUGAAAUUGCUUUGCAGCUGCUUGUGCCCAGACAACACCACUGGCCAGAACUGCCAAACGGUCAUCGUUUGCAACCAAAACAGCUGCGGCAAAAAUGCGAGAUGUUUCGUGCAAAAUCAUCAACUCAACUGUGUUUGUAACCCUGGCUACAGUGGUACGUCUUGAAAAUCAACGUUCAUAAGUUUUCGAAAAAAAAAACUAUUUUUCAGGAUCCAAUCCGAAGACUACGGGAUGCGGCGCUAGGACAGUUCAGUCCUGCAUGAACGGAGAUCCGCACUACACCACAUUCGACGGUCUCUAUUUCAACUACCAAGGCCAGCAAUUCAUUUUUAUUUUUUCUCAUCAGAUAAUAUUUCAGGAACUUGUCCUUACGUUUUCUCCCAGCCUUGCACAAACCUUGUGGAGCCUUACGCUUAUUACUCGGUCCGCGCCAAAAACGAACUCUUAUCAACUGGGUCUAGGUGAAUAAACAUCGUUUUUCAAUUUUUCAAAGAAAUAAUUUCAGCGUUUCAUCAGUUUCUGAAAUCGAAGUUGACUUUUACAACCGGACGGUUCACAUCGACGGACGUUCGAAGUGGGUGAUGGUGGAUGGUCUGCAGGUUCGCCUCCCUUGGUACUAUCCUAGCAGUACCGAUCCGAAGGUUUGUCUUCCUUUUACUCCCGAGCUGCGAUCAGUGAGCGAGUUACAAAAAUUCUAAUCAGCUAGCUUAAAUGUGCUUAUCUGGUGCCAUUUUUCCAUUCAAGUUUUAAGUAUGGAAGAUUUCCUUUGUUUGCCCAAAAGGAAAAAUUUCGUCACGUAUAAAACGAACGUUAAGACGCUUAUAGUCCCUAUCACAAGACAUGAACGAGUGUCUUGGAAAAUAGAGCAAAGUUCGAAAUUUUCAGAUCACCAUCACAUACAAUGGAAACACUUUCUUCGUUUUCAACGAUCAAAACGUCAAAGUGACCUACACAAACACGUAUACCGUUUGCAUUCAGGUGAAAAAAAAGCGAAACCAGGAAAAUUAGUAUACUUAAUUUCAAUUUUUUGUGGCCAAAGUCUGAGAGUAUAACAUCAAAAAAAGUAGUCACUCCCAAAAAGUAACUGGUUACCAAAAAAAAAAAGCUUUCUAAAAAUCGGUUCAAAAAAUUUGAGAGCCGCUUCGAAUCGAACUUUAAGUGGUGAGAAAAUGGAUUUGAAAGUUUGUAUUAUAUCAAGAGCGAAACGGUAGAAUCACAGGAAAAUUGGCAGUUUUUAAAACUUUCCAUUACCUAUAAUUAUCUAGUUGGUUAUAUAUUUCAAUAACUCCUCUCUAGGAUUGUCUACUGUUAAAAUGUGCACCUUGUCUACACUGUAGAACCAAAAAGAUUUUUCGGUCAGAUUUUAGAUUAAACUGAAUAUUAAAGGUACCGGAUAUCCCUGAAUUCAGUGGUGAGAAAACACUUUGUGGAUUCGCGGGCAACAGAGAUGGAAACUGGAAUGACGACGUCGUGAACCGGUCGGUUCCGAAGAAAACCUGAAUUUAAAAAAAAUGAGAAAAGUUCGAGUCAAAAUUUAGAAAUCGAUAUAAUAACGUUUCUGGAUGAAAUGAUUCUUAUUAGUUAUCAAUCUGACUACUUUUACUAUGGACCAUCUGAAAAAUUUUCAGAAACGGCUCAGUGUACUUCAUCACCAAUGACCAUCAGCCACCUAAUGGAGCUGGCGCUACAGGUUUCCUUCAAACCCAGGUGAGCCGAAUAUUUUAUCAAAGCAAGGUUUUUCUAAUGCCAAAUAACAUUAUAGGACAGCUGGAUCACUGAUAACUUCUUAAAACUUCGCGAAGGUCAAGAGAUUUGCAUCACUGGCGAGAUCCUCAACAACAACACGCAAUGCGUGAAUAAACCAAAAAAAAAUUGGACCCCAUUCUUUAAAUUUUAGGACACCCAAAAAGCCGUAAUCGCAUGCAACCCGAUUUUGCAAGCUGAGAACAACCAGGGACCUUUCGCUGUCUGUAGCCAGCUUCCCAACGCAACAGUCACUGUAAAUAGUUCUCUAACUUCUAAUUAAAAUGAUAGACUUUAAAAAAAGAAAAAAAAAAGAAAAUAAGAGAAGAAUGACGUUACACGGGAUGACCCUAAAUAGUUGACAGUUACCCGGAAAUUAUGAUACAUUUACAAAGGUCGAGAUCAUCAUAGAAAGCUAGAACACGUAGAAGGUCAAGUUUUUCUUUCACGAGAAGGGUAUCCAGAGAUAUUGAAAUCAAAGACCCAAGUUAGUUUAAUGCAUUGAUGAAUAGUUUAAAACAAAGGAAGUAUAUGAGUAAAUGCGAAUAAUCUAAGAGAGUGAAAUAUAACAUUAAGGGAAUCUACAACGACUGCGUUUAUGACGUCUGUCGACACCCGGAACUUAUCUGUACUGCACUAUACGGCUUCGUCCAAGCUUGUCAAGCUGAACUCCCAUGUUAGUAAAAUUACUUUCCAAAACUGUUUUCUGAGAAUCCAUUGAUUUAGUAAUUUUUUUACGCUGUUUGCCAUCUCAAAAAUCUGUAUCAGAUCAGGCACAAAAAUUGCAUCAAAGCUGUCUACCUUCUUUUUGGUAUAGUCAAUGUUUCCCGACUUGAAAGGCAAAGGAGGCAGGCAAAGGGGCGGGACGCAUAGCGUGUGCGUUGCGGUCCUUGGCACGAGUUCAAUUCAAUUGUCGCCGACUAUUUAAAAAGCUCAGCAACCGCUCUUUUUCAAUGCUUUCUACUAUUUUUUGAUGCACACAUGGAUAUAAUCAAUAAAUAAUUGAAAAAGGAAUGAAAAAAAGCAAAAAACGGGCUUUUCAAAGAGUAGACGGCGGUUGAAUUGAACACGUGCCAAGAACCGCGAACGCACACGCUACGCGUCCCGCUCCUUGCCACGCCUCCCUCGCCUUUCAAGUCGGGAAACAUUGACUAUAAUCACUGUUUUUCAAGCUGAAAAAGUCAGGAAACUCAAAAAUAGUUCAAAAUAAACAGUACCGUCAACUCCAGGAAGUUUCGAGAAAGUUGAACUCCUUAACAGAAAGUUGUGCCCGAGUUUCUUUUUUUUCGUAGUUUUUUCUGACGUUACUGUAGCUAAUUCUGAAAAUUUUGUUCACUGUGAAAAGAAUAAAUUCACGCGUAACUUCAGGUAAAACUCAAAAAAAUAGCUCUUUGAAUCGAAAAACACAUCAAGCUUGUUAAUGAAUCCGCCAUAGAUUUCAGCAGAUCUAUACCUUCAAAAAAACUUCUCAGCAUUUUUCAACUUGAAAAUUUUCAAAUUUCAGUGGCGACCUUCCCGAACUGGAGAACAGACACGAAAUGCACGUUGGCCUGUCCGUUGAACUCUCACUACGAACCUUGCGCAAGCUCCUGUCCAGGGUCCUGCUACAAUCCAUUCCCAGCUGAUUGUGACCACGGUAUGAGAAAUUUCAACAAAAAUAUACCAACACAAAUGGAAUUUGAGGAUGUUCUGACAGCUGCGCCUGCGACCCAGGCUAUGUGGUGGACAAUACGGUGACUUCCGUUCUCCGAUGUAUUCCGAUUCAACAAUGUGGCUGCGUUGAUCAGUACGGAUACUCUCAUCCAGGUCAGCUUGUAUUAUAAAACUUAAAAAAUAAGCGUAGAGACAAUGUAAAAGAAUCCUCAUUUUUCAAAUUUUAAAACUGUUCUGCAUAGCUAAUCAUUACUAAGCAUUAAAAAGAUUUACCUUUUAUUAAUAAUCGGAACAUUUUCAGCCGGAACCCCAUGGAUUUCUGAUAACUGCACUAUUUGGCAUGAAUGCCAAAACGGCACUCUGUACAGCGAGGUAGAAGGGUUAAAAUUGUUGAUUGAAAAAAACUUUUUCUUUUCCAGUACCGUCCUUGCAGCCAGUACGGUGCUUGUGACAUCGUGGAUCUACAGCAGAAGUGUAACUGUCUGCCUGGAUUUUCCGGAAACGGAUACAACUGCACGGACAUCAACGAGUGUCUUGAUCCCGCCAGUUGCAGCGUCGACAAGAAACAAGGAACUUGCACCAACACAAUUGGUAGGAUUCGAAAAACGCAACAUCUUGAUAUAAAACCGAAGUAGCAUCCUAAUUCGUCCUUGUCAGAAAAAAAAACUGAUAAAAGUAAGAGACCAGUUAUCGUAAUUGUUUUAGAUGAGAAAGCCAUUAUGCAGAGAAAAUUUUGCAAGCCAAAAAACUCAAUCGAAAUUGGGGAAACCGCUUUUUUUUCUCCAAAAAUAUUGUUUUCAUGCUUUCAUUAGUUUUCAGAAAUUACUUUAAUGAAUAUAACCACAAAAAAACUGAAAAACUAAAAAAUCAUGCUUGUUAUUGUCCAUAGAGCGGAUUUGCUGCAUAUUUUUUUGAGAAAAAAAUUCAAGAAUAUUCACUACCGGAAUUUCCAAAAAAAUUCAUUUUUUUCAGGAUCAUAUAACUGCACUUGCAAUGAUUUCUACACCGGACGCAACUGUGAGCUCUAUAUGCCCAGGCGGCAUUGCGCGGAUCUGUACCGUUACUGGAAAUAUACUGCAAGCGGCGUCUACGAGUUGGAUUAGAAAGUAAAAAUUUUCAAAAUCUUUUUUCCAGCAUCAACCCUCCAUAUGUUGUUAAUGGUCAGCCUGCCUUCACCAACUAUACUGUUUAUUGCGACAUGGAGACCGGUAACUCUACAAUGCAAAAUUUAAACAUUCUAUAUUUUCACAGAUGGCGGUGGCUUCACUUUGAUGUCGUUCGAUGACGGAAGCGCUAACGUAAACAAAUCCUACCAACAAUAUGUGACAGGUUGGUUUCAAUCAAAGUUAACCUUUUUCCACGUGUCUUCAGGCUUCGGAGACCCUAAAACGCAAAAGCUCUGGCUUGGCUUGGAUUUGAUCCACGGCAUGACGACUUUAGGCGCUCACACGUUUUUUUUUUCAAGAUAAAAAAGUAGGUAGUAAAAGUUUGAAGGCUGCGAUUGGUACUUUUCCGCUGCGCCAAUAACGGCUUCCCCGAAAAAACAACUGACUGUACCUACGGAUCCUUCAAGGUUCUUGGAGCAGACACUCAGUACUCCGUCGUCAUUCCAAAGGUAUACUACUUUGAGAAGCUGUCCUGACUCAUCUGAGCGAUGAACUUUUGUAAUUAAGGCUUGCACGGGAACCGAAUCAGCGGCUAACUACUACCAAGACGGUUGGGCGCGAUGGAAUCUGAGUGGCGUUGGGCCAAAGUUCUCGACAUUUGACAAUGAAACUUCAAAAAGUACGAUUAUAAACUUGGAAAACUUCAAGAAAACUUGUGAUUCCAGAUUUCACUUGCUCGAAAACAUUCCAGAACACUGGAUUCUGGUUUGACAUCACUAUUCGCUGCGGAGCUGCUAACCUGAACGGAGUGAGAAGAUUCAAGUUUCCAAAGAGUCCUUGAUCUUUUUUUUUCAGGUGCGAUUCAGUUGUAAUAACAUCCCGACGGCCUAUGAGUCUUACCUGUCUUGGGCUGGAGAUCCACUUGGACAGGCGACUUUGUUGCUGCGACCGGCAGGAUACCCUAACUACUGA